Sphaerulina musiva SO2202 is the source of this 1132-nucleotide messenger RNA. RefSeq names its product pyrroline carboxylate reductase. Gene Ontology annotation, biological process: L-proline biosynthetic process. The transcript has a single exon. Gene Ontology annotation, molecular function: pyrroline-5-carboxylate reductase activity. Bases 55 to 996 code for a protein of 313 amino acids. The record is from RefSeq and is a predicted model, not a curated record. NCBI's taxonomy places the organism in Eukaryota, Fungi, Ascomycota, Dothideomycetes, Mycosphaerellales, Mycosphaerellaceae.
GAAUCAUGGCUCCGAACGAAGCCAGAACUGCGACCGAAAGAUGGAGGACUCACCAUGACCAUUCUCGGCUGUGGCACAAUGGGCACUGCAAUUCUCAGUGGAAUUCUCGCCUCCCUCGUGCAGUCUGCAGAAGCGAUGGAUAAUGACAAGUCUUUACCUGCCGAGCGCAUCCCUUCUCGCCUGCCUUCGAGAUUCUAUGCUUGCGUGCGCAGCGCACGAGGCGCAAAGAGAGUGCACGACGAAUUGGACAAAUACAAUGCAAAUCUGCACGUCUUUGAAAACGACAAUGUAUCUGCUGUCAAAGACUCGGAUGUAGUCCUCGUCGCCUGCGAACCGCAUGUCGUAGACGAUGUGCUCGGUGUCGCGGCGACGGGCAUGCAAGAAGCAUUAGAAGGUAAGCUUCUCAUCAGCGUCCUCGGAGGUGUAUCGGAGCAUCGUCUACACCAAAUCAUACAAGGUGAUAGCAGCAGCAGCAGGACUAGUAAAGAUAGUAAAGGGACAUCCUCCUCCUCCUCCUCCUGCACCAUCGUACGCGCGAUGCCCAAUACUGCAGCAGCUAUACGCGAGUCCAUGACAGUAAUUGUGACUUCCAACCCACCCCUCCCCGAAGAAACCGCAGAUUUGGUAUCCUGGAUCUUCACCCGCAUCGGCCAGAUUAUAUAUCUUCCCGAAUCCCACAUCGAUGCCAGCACAGCUCUCUGCGGCUCCGGACCUGCCUUUUGCGCUCUCGUAGCGGAAUCGAUGGCAGCAGGAGCGAUUCGGAUGGGAAUUCCUCGCCUCGAGGCGUAUACCAUGGUUGCGCAAGUCAUGCGCGGCACGACGGGGCUGCUGCAGCAUGGUGAGCAUCCUGCGCUGCUGAGAGAUAAGGUUUGUACACCGGGAGGAGGCACGGUGGCGGGUCUGCAAGUGUUGGAAGAGGGCGCUGUGCGAGGGACGAUCUCUCGAGCUGUGGAAGAGUCUGCGAAGGUGGUGGGUCGAGGGGGACGGAAAGAGUGAAUUUUGUUUUCUCGUAUUGCCCCCCGGAGGAUUGGAAGCGGGAAUGAUUGGAUGAGUGGUGUUUGCGGAUAUGAGUUGAAGUUGCUGUGAGAACUACUAUAUUGAGUGGAGUCUACUGCUCUACUUUGAAGUACGC